AGAAAUGCAUAUGUUAUGAUAGGAAGCCGUAGACACAAACUGGUGUAAGAGCCCGUUCUAUUCACCUUAAUUUAACUAGGACUCUUGUUGCAGUGAUAAUUAACUUAAUCAGAACUGGAGUGUGGAUAACUAGAGUUAAAAGUUGAGGAGAGCCAGCCUUAAGUCAAGAGGUUGACAUUAGGAUUAUUAGAUUCGACAAGUUUCAGAGAGAAUGCUGAUUGGUCUUAGGACUUGGAAGAAGUCCAGCAACCUCUUAAAGUUAAUGAUUGUUAGUUUGAUGAAGCAUAAUCCUCCUUCUAAAGGUUCCUUGGACAUUCUUUUGGAAACGAUAAGAAGAACGUGGUAGGUUUAUUCAUAAGAUUGAGUGCCAUAAUUUGGAUUGGUUAAAUCUGUAGUAUGUGCAAAUGAGUGCAGGAUAUGUAUAUUCGCGUUAAGCGGGAUAAGACAACCUACUUCAUCCAGUGUCAACCAACUGAGACAAUUGAACAAAUUAAGGGUAAAUUGCAUGCUCUUACAGAACAUCCCAUAAAAGAUCAGCGCCUGAUUCUAUUGGAAACUGGGGGGAUUUUGGAUGAUGCAAAGACAUUGGCAGAUCAGAAGGUUGCUAAUGAUGCUGUAGUGGCACUGGCUUUGAGACAAGGUGACAACGGAUUUGAGGAUGUGAAUAUCGGGAAACCAGAAGAUUUUAUGCCAACCUUGUGAUCUAGACCGCAGUGCCAAUUGGUGAUGCAGGGCGAAGUGGAACCAUCAUUGCUUUCCCUAGUAACAUAUUUUCGCAUGUAUUUUGCAAUAGCUGUUUUUAGUUUUAUUAACCUCUUCACAUUUUGUAAUGUGGAUCUUAUUUGUGCUAGCUUUGUGGAAAGACUAGAAGUUGCCAUUUUUACGCUCUUCUUGUUAGCUUGGGCAAUCGCAGUGCAUCCGACUAGGGUGUCUGCUCUAGACAUUUUAAGUUACUCCAUGGCCCUAUUUGGUAACAACGUUAGAGGUUAGAAGUAGUAUUUUGAAAAAGACUGGCCUUUUCAAAGCUAAUCAAAACACUGUUAUUCCCAAACAAGCCCUGAAAACACAAUUAUUCCCAAAAAGGGCCUAUCUGUGACGGAAAUGGAAGUUUCCCAAACAUGGCAAAUUCUCAAAUGCAGUGUAGGAAAUUAUGGAUAUAUUGCAUAAACAAUGAAAUAUUACUCCAUAU
This is a messenger RNA of Cuscuta campestris, 1189 nucleotides long. Lineage: Eukaryota; Viridiplantae; Streptophyta; Magnoliopsida; Solanales; Convolvulaceae. The record is from the annotation of a GenBank genome assembly.